CAUGUUAGCUGCUCUCCAGCUAGAGCAAGGUUAAAGACGUGUGCAGCUGGAAGAGUAAUGGAGAUGGUUACCAAUUACAAGUCUGGUUAUUGUUUUGCGCCGUGCUCAUUACCCAAUAGCAGAGUCCUUUUGACGCACGGAAACGCGCAGCUUUAAUAAAUACUUCUUGCAAUGGAGGAUCAGGCAAACUACAUCUUGCAGCUUAUAAAAUCAUCAGAUCGCUAAAUGGUGAGAAGGGCAGCUGGGUUUCACUGAACAUGGAGAGAGCGUGGUUCAUUGGAAAUGAGAGGAUUCCUCCUACAAAAUGUGAAGAGCUGAUGUCCAGCUCUCACAGCGGUGCAUCGAGGCCCUGCAUGAGAAUCAACUUGACAGAGAUGCUUCGAGCUGACAAACCCCACACAGAAAAGAAGCCAAUUCCAAUACGUCCGCCAAGCCCCAGAGUCUGUGCACGAACCCAACAGCCGUUGCACCACAGUCUCUCGUGCGAACCCGCCCCUAAACCCAUCAUCCGACAGAGGUCACACUCUCUGCCUUCCUCCACUGAGAAGAAGAAACAAUGCAGGCGUGCCGUUGGCGUGAGGUUUGUUGACUCCAGGGGUCUUGACCUGGAAGAUAUCAAGCUUUUUAAAUCCGGAGAGGAUCCAUUUGUGCCACAUCAUGUGACUUUUAGAUUAUUGAUGGCUGCAGAGUUGACAGAUGGAAGGCAUCUGGAGAUUUCUUUGCCAUACAUGGAGCCGCUUUUCUCACAACCUGGCGACCAACCAGGAUUCCUACAUCGCCUCUAUGAGCAGAAAGUAUGUCUGGAGCGAGUGAUGUGUUCUGAAUUGGGAGUCAAUGGAAUCACACAAGUGCUUAAUUUGAACUUUGAAAAAGAUGUCAGAGUUCGCUAUUCAUUUACAGAGUGGAAGAGCUGCACAGAAACUAAGGCCUCGUGGGCGUCCUCCAUCACAAAUACCUGUGACGGAGGCGGGGGGCAGCUUUGUUGUGAUACAUUUAAUUUCCACCUUCCUGUUCCUCCUUUUUUGCAGCCAGGAGCAGUGUUACAGUUUGCCAUUCAGUACAAAGUCUGUGGAGUUGAAUAUUGGGACAACAAUGAUGGUGAGAAUUAUAAGUUAGUUUGCCAUAACUACAAGCUCACUGUGCCCAAAGAAUGCCAGGAUAGCAUGGUGCACUUUGUUUAGGAUUCGGACUGGAAAGAAGAAACCUGUAAGAAGCCCAUAUCAGAAAAAUCUAUGAAAGCUGCACUGGAUCACACAUAUGAUGCAAUAUUGUUUGACUACUGCUGACUAAGGGUUAAUAAGUGCAACUCAUCCUGUGCCAAUUUUAGUGCCAUAGAUUAUUUUUUAUAUAUUGCUUAAAUGCCUAUUUAAAAGUCACACGUCCAAGUUCUGACACAAUGUGUGAUAAAUACCUACUGAAAUUCAAACAUAUGCACUUCAAUGUACUGGUUUUGCUCCACAUUUCUAUGAAAAGGCAGAAAUAUUUUGCACAAUUUGCACUAUAUUCAGUUUAUUGCUGAGUCAAAUGUUGCCAAAAACCAAAUGUCUGAUGUAUAAUCAAUAUAAAUGUAAAUAACCACACAUAAAUGCUUAUUUUGUUGAACAAUAAAGCACAGGUUCACUUAC
This is a messenger RNA of Betta splendens (Siamese fighting fish), 1625 nucleotides long. RefSeq names its product protein phosphatase 1, regulatory subunit 3Da (gene ppp1r3da). The transcript has 2 exons. Lineage: Eukaryota; Metazoa; Chordata; Actinopteri; Anabantiformes; Osphronemidae. Gene Ontology annotation, cellular component: protein phosphatase type 1 complex. Bases 258 to 1181 code for a protein of 307 amino acids. Gene Ontology annotation, molecular function: glycogen binding; protein phosphatase 1 binding. Gene Ontology annotation, biological process: regulation of glycogen biosynthetic process. The record is from RefSeq and is a predicted model, not a curated record.